AUGAAUUUUUUGUGGGUUUUUCUUCUUCUCCUCCUCCUCCUCCCAAUCUCCAUAUCUGCAGACUGUACUUGCGAUGAUUCCAACAACGAUGGCGAUGUUAACAAGUCCCAAGCUCUAAAAUUCAAAUUGAUUGCCGUCGUUUCCAUUCUGGUCGCCGGAGCCGUCGGCGUUUGUGUUCCAUUGCUGGGUAAGAUGUUUGAUUCAUUACGCCCAGAAAGCAACGGUUUCUUGACCAUCAAAUUCUUCGCCGCCGGCGUUAUUUUAGCCACCGGUUUUGUCCAUGUGUUUCCCGAUGCAAACGAGAGCUUGGAAAACCCUUGUCUGGGAGAGAAGUCUUGGGGAGAUUUUCCGUUGGCAAAUUUCAUCGCUAUGGUGUCGGCGGUGGUGGUCAUGAUGGUGGAAACGGCGGUGAUGAGUUUGUUUAAUCGAUGGCAUUAUAAUAACAAUUUGGCGGAGCACGGCGGCGGAGAUGAAGAGAAACAUCAGAAUCAUGUGCAUGUUCAUACCCAUGCAUCCAAUGGCCAUGCACAUGCCGCUUCUGAUGGUUCGCCGGAGGGUCUCCUCCGUCACCGGAUUCUUUCGCAGGUGUUGGAGGUGGGGAUCUUAAUACAUUCAGUCAUAAUUGGAGUAUCAUUGGGUGUUUCAGUCAGUCCCAAAACAAUCAAACCCCUAAUUAUUGCUUUGAGUUUUCACCAACUGUUUGAAGGCAUGGGCCUUGGAACUUGCAUCACUGAGGCAAAAUUCAAUAUUAGGACCAUAGCAACAAUGUCCAUAUUUUUUUCCCUUACAACUCCGAUAGGGAUCGCUAUCGGGUUUGGGAUUUCGAACACAUAUGACGAAAAUGGUCAAACUGCUCUCAUCGUCCAAGGUGUACUCAAUGCAGCUUCUGCCGGGAUACUCAUCUAUAUGGCACUUGUCGACCUCCUUGCCGCAGAUUUCAUGAAAUCGAAAGUGCAAACAAGUCCAAAGCUUCAGAUGAUGGCAUGCAUAGCUCUUCUCUUAGGAUUAGGUUGCAUGUCUCUUUUGGCCAAAUGGGCUUGA
Molecule: messenger RNA, 1041 nt
Organism: Cynara cardunculus var. scolymus (artichoke)
Lineage: Eukaryota; Viridiplantae; Streptophyta; Magnoliopsida; Asterales; Asteraceae
Product: zinc transporter 5-like
Exons: 3
Coding region: 1-1041 (346 amino acids)
Biological process (GO): zinc ion transmembrane transport
Cellular component (GO): plasma membrane
Molecular function (GO): zinc ion transmembrane transporter activity
Source: RefSeq, a predicted model, not a curated record